Messenger RNA from Bursaphelenchus okinawaensis, 2185 nucleotides. The record is from the annotation of a GenBank genome assembly. NCBI's taxonomy places the organism in Eukaryota, Metazoa, Nematoda, Chromadorea, Rhabditida, Aphelenchoididae.
AUGAGCGUUGACAUUUAUCUAGUUUUGGACUUGAGCGUAACGAUAUCUCAGAAUGUGGAAGUUACAAAGUGUAAAAAGGUUCAACAAGCUCUAACCUUUGUUGAAAGCUUCAUUGAUAACGUGGAUAAAACUGAAGUUAAUGUUAAAUUAGUAAGUUUAUGUUGUUUUGAAGGUUUAUGUGUUAGGUUAAAUGUUUAAUGCAUUAUAUCUUUUAGAUAUUCGCUGCUGGAAAGCCCGUUCUUGCUAAAAGCAAGGUUAUUAGUGGAAGUGUCGUUAAAGGACUGUUUCAGCAGUAAGUUUUUAUUGUUUUUGUUUGGUUUUUAGGUAAAGUUGAAGGAUGAGAAUGAAGAACGUUUUGCGAUUGGUUUUGGUUAGGUUUAUCAGGGUUUUGUGCCGAAUUCUAGCGAAAUAUUAUGUUAUACAUCAAGUGCAACGGAAAAUCAUAUGUUCGAGAAAGCGUUUUAAACUUUUUAAGGAGUUUUUGAACUUACAAGUAUUAGAAGAAUUUUGUGAAUGGUUUAAGAGUAAUUUUGAGUUAGUUUCAUUUGUUUUGAAUCUUUUUUGGUUAAUAUUAUAUUACACAUUAAGUGUAAUCUUGAAAAGUCUUAUAACUUAAAAUUCUUAACCUAAUUUUAGGUUUCUAUCGAAACUAAACAAUCAAUAUGGACUUCUUAACUUUUGGGACUUGAAAGAUUUAAUUUUGGAUCACAAAACGGCUCGGCCGAUCGAAAUCAUAAUGUUGACGGACAUGGUAGAUGAAUUUGAAUUUGACAACGAUUUCCGCCUCUCAGCUUUAUGGAGAUUUGUUCUGCUAUCAAAUUAUGAAACAGAAGGGUUGAGUGAGAAACUGGUUGCGGUUUUGGAGACGUUUUCAUUAGAAAUGGGGGUAUAUUGUGGAUUGGGAAGAGGUAUCAGUGACUUAAAUGGGGCGAAGCACUUUCCUUUGUUGUUGUGUGAAUAUGAUACUGUUGAAGAAGCAGCGAAGGUGUUGGCUAACGAAGAAAGGACGGAGAAGUUUGUGGACAUUGUUGUUUCACCGGUUUUAACGUUAAAAGUGAGGUUUUAUAUUGAGUUUGUCAGCUGAAGGUCAUGUGUAAUAUAUUUUUAGUUUAUUCAUAAAUUAAUUUAAGUUUUCUGAUUAUAGACAAAGCUUCAACCGGGUAUACCUAAAAACCUGGUGAUAUUUUACAAUGAAAUGACUGCGACAACAGUCAACACAUCGCAGCCACCUACGUUUAAAAUGAUUGCUACAGUGCCGACUCCAAGUAUCAAUCGACUGUCUCAAACUUCUUUGAUCCAUUCGGUUAUACCGGUAAAUAACGACAAAAGAGACGGUUUUCUUUGUAUGGCAAAGACAUUGACUGGUGUUGUGCCCAUGACUGGCAUUUUACAACAUUCAAGCGGAGAGGAGUGCUUUCUUAGAGCUAUCAAGUGGGUUUUGAUGUCUAGGACAACAUAAUUUAAAACUAAAUUUGCCAAAACCAAACAAAAUCAUGUUCAAUUUACAGAAAAAACGAAGAUAUAGCACUGGUCCUUCAAUUUUAUCCAAAACAGUACGUCAAUUUGAAGAGAAAAGAGGAUCCAGAUGUUGUGAUUGACUCAAGGUUCCCAAGUGUUUCGUACAAAGCUACUGACAGAUUCUUUUGGGCUGAAGGCACAGAAAUUCAACAAGAUGUAAAUAAGCUGUGUAGAAAGCUGAAACGAGAUCUAACACCACAGGGUUAUUAUGAGGUCGGUGGAUAACGGAAAUACUUGGAGUUGGGGAUGACUGAUGGGUCAUGGUUAAUAUAAUUGAUAGUAGUGAAAUUUUUGGAGCUUUUUGGGGUUUUUAUAAAGAAUAUUAGUUUGGAAUUGAAAAUUAUUAUUUUGGUUGGUAUAGUGUUGUAAUAACAGAGAAAUAAUUUAUAUUAUAGUAGGUAUACUACCUCAAUAUAACCUUAUUGUCAAAAUUUGCACCAGAGUAGAAAUUAAAUUUCAGGACCUUCGCGCAAUGUCAGAAUUUGCCGUAGCAUGUGACUUUUAUGAUCUUGGCCCAAAUUUUGCACAAUUAUUGGAGAAACGAGCUAUAUCUCAAGACCUACACACCAAUAUCAAUAUAAUCUCAACGAUUGAAAUUUUACGGAAUGGUGGCUUUCAAGGCCUUUUAAUAGCACUACCAAAGAUGGAACAGCUAGCGCUGAAGUAG